Molecule: messenger RNA, 1218 nt
Organism: Penicillium maclennaniae
Lineage: Eukaryota; Fungi; Ascomycota; Eurotiomycetes; Eurotiales; Aspergillaceae
Exons: 3
Coding region: 1-1218 (405 amino acids)
Source: RefSeq, a predicted model, not a curated record
AUGGCCGGAAUCGCAUCAGAGAUUGCCCAGGUGGGCGAGAUUGAGUUCUGUACACUCGGAAUGUUUAUUCUUGCGCUCACGGUGCAUUGCGCAGAUGACAUUGAUUUUGGAAAUUCCCGACCUGGUGUCAAGAAUAUUCUUGGAGGUGCCGCUUCUUUUGCAGUCGUAGGAGCUCGCUUAGUAGCCGGCGCGCCAUAUGCGCGGUCUGUGAGCUGGAUCGUGGAUGUUGGCUCCGAUUUCCCGCCGGAGACUCUUGCUGUUAUAAAGUCUUGGAAUACGAGCUGUGUGAUUCGAGAGGACCCUCAAAGGCUUACUACGAGAGCCUGGAACGGCUAUCAUCCCGAUGAAAAGCGAGACUUCAAAUACUUGACUCCAAAACUGAGGUUGGAGCCUUCGAUGCUUUCCGAGACACAGGUGUGGUCUCGCACGUUCCAUAUGGUCUGCUCUGCAGCGCGCUGCGUGUCUAUAGUAGCAGAUAUCCUGCGUCAACGAGAAGAGCUGCGAAGCGCAGGCCGGGCACCUUCUACUAAGCAUGCUGCAGAGCGGCCUAUCUUCGUCUGGGAGCCAGUACCCGACCUUUGCAUGCCGGAAGAGCAAGAGAAGUUCUUUGAGGCUAACCGGGUCGUGGAUGUGGUCAGCCCGAACCAUAUGGAACUUGGAAUGAUGUUCGAACAACCUGGUUGGACCGUGGAUAGCGAGCAGGGCCAGAGCCUAGUCCAGACGAUUAUUAAUUCCGGCAUUGGUCCGAACGGUGACGGUUGCCUGGCCAUCAGGGCAGGUAAGGAGGGAAGCUACGCCUACUCGAGAGAUCAGAAACUCUGGCUACCGGCUUAUCACCAGCCCGAUGCCUCGGGCUCUACGGUGGUGCUGGAUCCUACAGGUGCUGGCAAUUCUUUCCUGGGCGCACUGGCCCAAGGGAUGGUGACUGCCGGUCGUGAGCCAUUCGAGAUCAUUCAAUCCGUGCUGUCGCCCUCCGAGAGCUGGAGUAAAGUCAUGAAGGCCUGGGGCAAUCGUCAAGAUAUCCCUCUAGCGCUCAUCUGCGCAACUGUCGCAGCGGGCUUUGUGGUGGAACAAAUUGGCGUGCCAAAAAUUUCUGUGGCACGGAAUGGCAAAGAAUUGUGGAAUCAGUCUGAAUUCACGGAACGGGUCCGCCUGUACACGCAGCGAUUGUACACGACCGUGGAAGAGUCUCCCCAAAGGCACCUGUUGAUCAAUUGA